AUGCGACAAGGUGGCAGCAUUUGGGAAGCGAGUCUGUGCCAAAGACAGAAGGUUGUGGUUGAGAGAGCCACUCCUGAUUAUCUGUGCCGAGAGGUCACGCCCAACCAAGGAAAUAUUUUUAAAUCCCUUGAAUGUGUUCGUGUGCGAAUGCAGGAUCGUACUGGAAUGUGUUACCUACCUGAAGUCUGUGGGCAAUACCCAGGGUGUUCAGUUGUGGGUCCUCGUGACAAUUGUCAUAGUGUUCGACGCAUUGCUGACGCAUUUGUUGUUCCCGGAGCCACAUGUCGUACUGAUCCAGUAAAGUUUGAAGCUGGCAAAUAUGAUGUGGCUCCACAUGUGUCAGCGCUAGAUAGCAAUUCUUUGUCGGGUUCGGACACAAAAAUUUCGCCUUUCGAACUGGUAGAAGAUAUGACUGCAAUACAAAACACUGUCGGUGAACGGCAGCCACUGACUGAUAAGAACAACAGCGACCCGGAAACUUGGGCAAUGGCCUCGAUCCUGUGUACCAAUUCGUGA
Opisthorchis viverrini is the source of this 516-nucleotide messenger RNA. RefSeq lists its product as hypothetical. The record is from RefSeq and is a predicted model, not a curated record. The coding region runs from base 1 to 516 and encodes 171 amino acids. The transcript is spliced from 4 exons. NCBI's taxonomy places the organism in Eukaryota, Metazoa, Platyhelminthes, Trematoda, Opisthorchiida, Opisthorchiidae.